Molecule: messenger RNA, 1062 nt
Organism: Fusarium pseudograminearum CS3096
Lineage: Eukaryota; Fungi; Ascomycota; Sordariomycetes; Hypocreales; Nectriaceae
Exons: 2
Coding region: 1-1062 (353 amino acids)
Biological process (GO): regulation of cyclin-dependent protein serine/threonine kinase activity
Cellular component (GO): nucleus; cyclin-dependent protein kinase holoenzyme complex
Molecular function (GO): cyclin-dependent protein serine/threonine kinase regulator activity; protein kinase binding
Source: RefSeq, a predicted model, not a curated record
AUGCUGAAGACGUCGCCAGCUCUGUCCGCUUCCGCCAAUGCCUCACCUACCGCUUUUCGAUAUGCGACCUCGUCUCCUCAACACUCCUCCAAGCCUUCGCCAGCUCUCCGGCGACGGCCUUCUACCCGCUCCAACGCUUCGUCUGCCACCGACGCCAUGAAGUCCUCUCCGAUACAACGCCCGAGACAAUACGUCGCAAAUGAUCCAGGCAUACAUGGAUCUCCCAACGAAGCCCAACGACCACCGUCCUCGCUCUCCCAAAAGGCCUCUGCACAACCUUCGCAAUCGCCCCAUCCUGCUCCCCCCUCACGAUCCUCCCAGGACCAACCUGUGCAACCAGGUCAAUCUCUAAGCGGGGUUUCACCAACAAAACGUCGAAGCUCGCCCGCUCCGAUUGAUCCCCAAGCCACUGUCGCAGCAAACUCAUCACCACAAACGAGCAAACGUCCAAAACCAGAUACGCCGCCGUCAAAAGUACUACCGGACCGCUAUGAAUUCUGUGCCAUCGAGGACAUGGUGGAACUGGUUGCGCAUAUGCUGUCAGAGCUGAUCACUACAAAUGACGCCAUUCGAAUAUCAAAUGGCGGCUUGACACGCUUUCACUCAAGAACUCCGCCUGGAAUAUCAGUUCGAGAUUAUCUACACCGUUUAGCUCGCCAUGCAACCUUGACACCACCGCUUCUCUUAGCGAUGGUCUACUACAUCGAUCGGCUUUGCGCUAUGUAUCAGGAAUUUACUAUUAAUACGUUGACUGUGCAUCGGUUUCUCAUAACGGCAGCUACAGUUGCAGCCAAAGGGUUAUCAGACUCUUUUUGGAAUAACACCACUUAUGCCCGGGUUGGUGGAGUUCGAGUUGCCGAACUCAAAUUACUGGAAUUGGAAUUCCUCUACCGCGUGGAUUGGAAAAUUGUUCCAAAUCCCGAAGUUCUCGUUGCAUAUUACAAGGGUCUUGUGGAGCGAACACCCGGAUACGUCCUAGAGUCGGAUGGCUCCGAUGAAGAGGACGAAGAAGAUGAUGACGAAGAUAUCGAGGACUGUGACAACGCUGCCUCGGAAAACUAG